UCCUUCACAAUUUUCCUAUUGAGUGACCUUCAAGGCAAGAAAACAGAGGGAGAACACAAUGACCAGUUUGUUUCCAUCAACGAAAAGUCAUAUCUCCUAUAGAAUUAUAUGGAUGAUCUUUGUGAUCCCUUCUUGUGUUUACUCGGCUAGUGAGGAGCUUCACAGACUCUGCAGUGCCCCGUUUAGCUGCGGUAAUCAAGAAGGUCUUUUUUACCCUUUCUGGAUAUCUGGUAGAGAAGCAUGUGGCCACCCCGAGUUCAAACUCAACUGUAGCGGAGGAUUUGCGGAGUUUACCAUCUCCUCUGCAAAGUUCAUAAUCUUAGAGGCAAACUCUACCUCUCGUGUCGUAAGACUCGCUAGAUCGGAUUAUACAGGCGAUCUCUGUCCACCAUACCCGCUAAACUCGCCGUUGUUCAACGAAUACGUCCUUCCAUUCGCUACUGGCACCGAGAUGAUGACGAUAUACUACGGAUGCCCCGAGGUUACGCAAACUGAUUCUACUUACCUUGGUGACCUCGAUUGUGAAGAUGACGAUGAUGAUGAUGAGAAAAGUUACUAUGUGUCGAGAAACCGAUCGUCUCUUGCACUUGGUGAGAUUUGCAAACGUCACGUCAGCAUUCCCGCAGAUGGAACGUCUCUGAACACACUGCAAAGCGUUCCAACUCUAGGUAGUCUAAAGAAGGUUAUCGUAGAGGGUUUCAAGCUUGGAGCUAACGGAGAAUGUUUGACGUGCGAAAAUUCUAAGGGUGCUUGUGGAUAUAAUCAGAGCUCUAAUGGAUUUAUUUGUUAUUGUAUUGACGGGCAUCAAAAUGUUACUUGUGGUUCUACAAACUGGGAUACAGGCCUCUCUACUGGAGCAACAAAAGCAGGCCUCUCAACAGGAAAGAAAGCAGGAAUCGGAACUGCUUUAGGGUUGGUGGGAAUCAUUCUUAUAGCCGGAGGUUUGUUCUGUACGUUCAAAUGGAGAAAGAAAGCACAGGCAGCUCAAUACAUUAGAAAAGACUUGGUCAUCACGUCUUCGAGUAAGGAAGCAUCAAACAAUCCAACUUCCACAACAGUUUCAUACACCGAUCUCCCUCUUCUCCCCUCAGUGUCUAGCACUGCAAACAGAAGCGUCUUCUUUGGAGUUCAAGUCUUCAGCUACGAAGAACUUGAGGAAGCCACUCAAAAUUUCUCUAGAGAACUCGGAGAUGGCGGAUUCGGUACAGUCUACUACGGCGUGCUGAAGGAUGGACGAGCUGUAGCAGUGAAACGACUAUACGAAAGAUCGCUAAAACACGUUGAACAGUUCAAGAACGAGGUCGAGAUAUUGAAAUCGUUGAAGCAUCCGAAUCUUGUGAUUCUAUACGGAUGCACAUCGAGACAUAGCAAAGAGCUUUUACUUGUCUACGAGUAUAUCUCAAACGGAACCCUCGCAGAUCAUCUCCACGGAGAUCGUGCUAUAUCUCGUCCUCUUUGCUGGUCAGUUCGUCUAAACGUUGCGAUCGAAACCGCAAGCGGUUUAGCAUUUCUCCACGCAUCCGGGAUCAUACAUAGGGAUGUGAAGACAACAAACAUUCUCCUGGACGAGAACUACACGGUGAGAGUAGCCGACUUCGGUCUCUCACGGUUGUUUCCAAUGGAUCAAACUCACGUCUCCACCGCGCCGCAAGGUACUCCGGGCUAUGUAGACCCGGAGUACUUCCAAUGUUACCGUCUAAACGAGAAGAGCGACGUUUACAGCUUCGGGGUCGUGCUAAUAGAACUCAUCUCUUCCAAAGAAGCUGUAGACAUCACCAGGAAAAGCCACGACGUCAACCUCGCGAAAAUGGCUGUUGCCAAAAUCCAGAGCAACGCGUUGCACGAGCUCGUUGAUCCGAGCCUGGGAUUCGAGAAGGAUCCAGAGGUGAGGAGGAAGAUGAUGUCGGUGGCUGAGCUUGCGUUUCGAUGUUUGCAGCACGAGAGGGAAAUGAGGCCGACGAUGGAUGAGAUCCUGAAGAUCUUGCGAGGGAUUAAGGAGGAGCAGAUCGGCCAGGAUGUGGUGGAUAUUGGCGGAGAUGAUGUUGGAUUGCUCAGACUUAGUGUUCCUCCGCCGAUAUCGCGUGAAACUGAUACGUGGACGAGCAAGAGCAGUUCAGAGGAUAUGGAGGCUAUUCCUUUUUGACAAGUUAUUAUUAGGGCUUGUAAGUGAGUUUUUACUUUAUAAUUUCAUGUAAGAUCUUUUAAUUUAUCUAUGUUUGAUUACGGUUUUGGCUACCAAUUAAAAUGUUGACGCUAAUACGUCUAAACUCCUACUAUCGUAGGUCUUAUUUUUCAUGUUUGUGCAAUGUAAGAAAAAACAACAUAUAAUAUAUGUAAUUGGUAAUGCUCGAUUCAGUUAAAGUUCGAAUAUUCGUUUGUCCCAUGUAGUUUCUAGUGUCUCUGUUGUGAAUCUUGUGACACACAUUACCAUUCUAAAUUUCUAACUCCAAUUCUAAUAGUAACGAUAUCUCUAUUUACCUAUGAAACAAAAUCUUCAUGUAUGAGUUUCAAAAAAAAAAAAAAAAUUUAAGUAUGUGCAUAAAAUAAUAUUAACUAUUUACAUAAAAGUAUUUUGCAACUUUUAUCUUUGUUCAUUUUAAAACACUUUACAAUAGUUAUGAUAAAUCAAGACGGCAAUUUUUGAAAUUGGUCCUCACAAAACACCAGGCCCGGAUGGAUUUUCUGCAGUCUUCUAUCAUCAAAAUUGGGAUAUUGUCAAGGAGGAGAUUAUGAAAGAAGUCAAGCAGUUCUUUGAUUCGGGUAUAUUUGAUGAGAAGAUGGAUCACACUAAUUUGUGCUUGAUACCAAAAAUAUAUCCUCCAUUUGGUAUGAAAGAAUUUUGCCCCAUUGCUCUCUGUAACGUAACGUAUAAGAUCAUAUCAAAGAUCCUUAUCAACAGAUUGAAGAAGCAUCUAAGUAACAUCAUCACAGAGAAUCAGACGGCUUUUAUUCCACGAAGAAUGAUUUCAGACAAUAUCAUUGUUGCUCAUGAGAUUUUCCAUAGCCUCAAAGCAAGGAAGCGUCAGGCAAAUUCAUAUAUGGCGGUCAAAACGGACAUCACCAAAGCUUAUGAUCGUCUAGAAUGGGAUUUCUCGAAGGAGACAAUGAUAAGAAUGGGCUUUCACCAAAAAUGGAUACAAUGGAUCAUGACCUGUGUUACUUCAGUAAGAUUUUCUGUCUUAAUCAAUGGAGUACCUGAAGGCCAUAUUACUCCAAAGAGAGGAUUAAGACAAGGUGAUCCUCUGUCUCCAUAUUUAUUCAUCCUCUGCGCAGAAGUUUUAUCUCAUUUGAUGAACAAAGCAAUGGGAGAUCGAGCUCUUCUGGGUGUUAAAGUUGCAACGAAUGCGCCUGCAGUGAAUCAUUUAUUAUUUGCUGAUGAUUCACUGUUCUUCUCCCUAGCUAACCCGAAGGCAGGAAGAAGACUGAAAGAGAUUCUGAAUCAAUAUGAAGCUGUCUCAGGUCAAGCGGUUAAUCUUUAAAAAUCUUCUAUAACCUUUGGGAGUAAAGUUUCUGAGGAUACUAAGCGAAGAAUGAGAAGUUUACUGGGGAUACAUAAUGAAGGAGGUAAUGGAAAAUAUUUGGGUCUUCCAGAGCAGUUUGGAAGAAAAAAGAGCGAGAUGUUUCAAUACAUAAUCAACAAGGUGAAGGCUGCGACACAAGGAUGGAAUAAGAAGUUUCUUUCACAUGGUGGUAAAGAAGUCUUAUUAAAGGCGGUUGCACUUGCCAUGCCCAUAUUUUCCAUGAAUGUUUUUCGACUCCCUCGAAAUAUAUGUGAUGAAAUAAACUCCAUUCUUGCUAAGUUUUGGUGGGGAUCAGGAGUUAAAAAAGGAAUGCAUUGGUAUAGUUGGAAAAGAGUGUCGGUUCCAAAGAGAGAAGGGGGAUUGGGAUUUAGAGAUCUAGAGAAAUUUAAUCAAGCUCUUCUUGGUAAACAAGUCUGGCGGAUCAUACAGAAUCCUCAGUGUCUAAUGGCCAGAAUCAUCAAAGCUCGAUAUUUCCCUGAUGGAAAUACUUUCACAGCAACUAUUAAAAGGAAAUCCUCCUAUGCUUGGAAGUCUUUGAUCUAUGGGCGAGAUCUUUUAAAGAGGGGUAUGCGGUUUAUUAUUGGAGAUGGUUCUACGGUUAACAUGUGGGCUGAUCCGUGGUUACAAGUUCAUCCUCCGAUAGCUCCUAGAUCACGCAACGGAACUCAGGUACUUGAAAGUGUUAGAAAUUAUAUGAAAGAGGAUGGUACUGGAUGGAAUAUAGAUAAACUCAGAGAUAAUGUAGUGCCUGAAGAUGUGGAGGUGAUAUUAUCAUUGAAGAUUAGCUCAAAUGCUCAGUUGGAUUUGUUGGGGUGGCAUUAUACGGAUGAUGGUAUAUAUACUGUUAAAUCAGGCUAUUGGUUGAGUACUCAUUUGCCAGACAAUGACAUUAUCGAACCAAUAUGGGGAGAUCCGUUGAUCAAGCAAAGAGUAUGGAAAAUGAAUUCUCCCCCGAAGAUCAAACAUUUUCUAUGGAAGACAUUAUCAAGAUCUUUGGUGGUUGGAAGUAAUCUUAAGAGGAGACAUAUUACUAGAUAUGAUCAAUGUAUGCGAUGUUGCUCUGCUAUUGAAACAGAACAACAUAUGCUAUUUGAUUGCCCGUAUGCUCAAAAGAUUUGGCGUGCAACAGGUAUAUCUAGUAAUAUCAUUAAUGGCUCUUAUAGUACUCUAGAGGAAAAGAUAGAGGCAUGUCUUACUUGUAAUAGAUCAUCAUCCUUGGCUCAUAUUAAAGAUUUGCCGAUUUACUUAUUAUGGAGGAUAUGGAAGAGCAGAAAUAUGAUGAUGUUUCAGCAACGAAAUAUACAGUGGUGGUCUGUGAUUCAUCAAGCUAAUGCGGAUGCUGCAGAAUGGUCAAAAUAUAGUCAAGAAGAAGUGUAUAAUGGUACAUGACGGUUAACAAAACAGAGUAUCACUUGGCAACGACCAAGAGAAGGUUGGAUGAAAUGCAAUUUAGACGGAUCUUUCUACAAUACAACUACUCAAAGUAGAGCUGGAUGGGUAGUACGAGAUAACUUUGGAAGUUUUAAAUUUGCGGCUCAGCAGUUGGAAACAGAGUCUCAUCGCCAUUAGAGGGAGAAUUCCAAGCACUUUUAUUAGCAAUGCAACAUUGUUGGGUCAGAGGACUAAAAAAUGUGUGUUUUGAAGGAGAUAAUCAACAAGUGAUGGACACAAUCAAUUCGUAGAAGCUACAGUUUAAUAUAUAUAAUUGGGUCAGAGAGAUAAGAUGGUAGAGCCGCAAAUUUGAAGAUAUCGAAAUGCGUUGGAUUAGAAGACAAGGAAAUAUGGUAGCAGACAAACUAACUAAAGAUCUUAUUCCUAAUGGUGAUUUAUUUAUAUGUUAUAAUUUCAUACCUGUUGCUAUUUCUACAUUUCUACAUAAGGAUUAUGUAUGUUCUUCUAAUAUGUAAUAAAAUUAGAUUGAUGUUAAAAAAAAAUAGUUAUGAUAAUAUGCUCUUACAUUUUGAAAGAAAAUAUAAGUUGAUAUUUGUUGGAUCCAAUUUUGGUUAAUAUGCUAAUGGGCCACAAUCGAGGAUAUGGACCGUAAAGAGCUAAAGCCUAUAGUGAGUAUACGAGCUCGAGACGGAGACUUCGAGGGCCCAGAGGUCGCGGAAAAAGAUACAGAGAUCAUGGAGUAGUUACGGAGAUCACGAAGUCGACCUACUAUAAAGAGAGGAGAACAUACAUGGAGAGACACACGUGAAAAAACCUAGAGAGAGCUACACCCACACUUUGACCUUAUUUUCAUCCAUCUUUAGAUCCUUUCUCUUAACGAUCUCACUGUAACGUUCAAUCUUGUUUUACUCAUUGUAUUCGAUCUUAUUCAUGAAAAAAAUCUAUUUUUGACUACCGGAAUCUGAUUAUAUCGUUGUGUUCUAAAGAUAUCGUUGCCUACAUCAUUUAUCUUCCCUUGAUUAAACCCCCGACCACUAUCAAAUUCUUAGUGUAGAUUUUAGGAUCUACAUUUUGGUGCCGACUGUUGGGAAGAUAAACGAAAAACUUCUUUGCUAAGAAAUCGAUCUAAGUUUCCUAAGCGCGACUAUGGAUCCUAAUCACGCACGGUCCAACUGCAUUGAAUCGAUCGAUCUCGAUCUUUCUAGAUCGGGAAAACUGAAGUCGUCGAAAAUCGACCGCGAUGCGAAGGGUCAACACAUUCCUCUCCAAAAAUGAGGUUGUCUCUCCAGUGACAAACAGUUCGACUCCUCGCGACAAGCAAUUGACAAACCAGACGUCGCGCCCUCCGAAGAGAUAAUGCGCGAAGUCGAGACUAUAAACUUCCACGAACACGAAGUCACUAAGCUCGAUAUGCCCCACGACGAUGCCUUAGUAAUCACGUUGGAGCUUGCGGGCACCAUCUUCUCAAGGAUUAUCGUUGACUCCGGGAGCACCGUCAAUGUCGUUUCACAAAAGACACUACGAUCAAUUAGCCAACCGACCCCAGUAACUGAUCACGAAAAGACUCCCCUCAAUAGUUUCGGAGAAAGUCGGUUUGGUCGCUCGGGGUCGUGCCACUAACCACCAGAACCCACGACGUCGAGCUCCGAAACCGGUUCACCAUAGUUGAUCAUUUCAUGCCGUUCAACGCCAUCAUAGGACGUCCCUGGUUACACCAGAUGAGGGCAGUCCCAUCAGUUUACCACCAAUGCUUGAAGUUUUUAUCACCGACUGGCAAAAAACCAUACGUUGGAGCCAUAAACAAUCCCGAGAAUUUUGCCAUUGAUUAUGGUAAUCAAGCAGAAGAAAGAAAAAAAAGGAAAAAACGAGUUUAUAUCGAACGAAACCGUGCAGAAGGCGGUGUAUGUUUAUAGAAUGAUUAUUUCAGUGAAACUCCAACAUAUCCUGAAAAUCUAUUCCGACGACGAUUUAGAAUGAACAAGCCAUUGUUGAUCGACUCUCCAAUGAAGUUGACUUCUUUCAACAAAAGAAAGAUGCUCUCGGAAGGCUUAGUCUCUCUCCACUUCAGAAGUGUACAGCAGCUAUUCGUGUCUUGGCAUAUGGUACUGCAGCUGAUGCUGUUGACGAAUACCUUCGACUCGGUGAAACUACUACUCGGUCAUGUGUAGAACAUUUUAUGGAAGGAAUAAUAUAUUUAUUCGGCGAGGAGUACCUUAGAAGACCAACACCGACUGAUCUUCAAUGUCUACUUGAUAUUGGUGAGGUUCGUGGAUUUUCCGGGAUGAUAGGAAGCAUCGAUUGUAUGCAUUGAGAGUGGAAGAAUUGUUCCCCGUUUGGAAAGGGCAAUAUUCAUGUGGUUUGGGAAACCCCACAAUCUUUUUGGAGGUGGUUGUUUCAUGGAUAUAACAUGCGUUUUUUGGACCUCCAUGUACCUUAAAUGAUAUCAAUGUUCUUGCUCACUCACCUGUUUUUGAUGACAUAAUCAAAGGUCAAGCUCCGCAAGUCACUUUCUUUGUGAAUGGAAGAGAUUAUCAUUUGGCUUACUAUCUCACCGACGAUAUUUAUCGGAAAUGGGCAACUUUUAUCCAAUCUAUUCCAUACCACAAGGGCCGAAAGCGGUUUUAUUUUCUUAACAUCAAAAAGCUGUCUGAAAAGCUGUCGAGCGUGCUUUUGGAGUCUUGCAAGCUCGAUUUGUCAUUGUUAAAAAUCCUGCACUUUUUUGGGAUAAAGUCAAAAUUGAAAAUAUUAUGAGAGCAUGUAUCAUACUCUAUAAUAUGAUAGUAGAAGAAGAACGAGAUGGAUAUACUCAAUUUGAUGUUUCAGAGUUCCAACAAGGAGAAGACACCGGAAGUUCACAUGUCGAUCUCAAUUUUUCAACAAAUAUGCCUACAAAUAUUGCCAAUAUGAUGGGUGUUCGAACUACAAUUCGUGAUAGACAAAUGCAUCAACAACUCAAAAUUGAUUUGGUUGAAUAUUUAUGGAGUAAAGAACUGAAUUCAGAAUGUUUCUUUCAAAUUAUUCUCGUUUAUUUUAUUAAUCCUUGUUUUUCUGUAAAUUUUAAAAACUAUAUUUAAAAUAUUAUCUUUUAAUAUGUUUUAUUUAAUAAAUAAAUUAUAUUUUUAAUAAAAUAUUUUUAAUAAUUUUUUUUAAGAACUCCAAAUUAAGAACCUACCAUUGGAGCUCAAAAACUAGGUAUAUCUUAACUGUUGGUUCUUAACUAACAUUAAUUACUAAAAAAUCAUUAAGACACCCAUUUGGGUUCUUAGGGUUAAUGAUGCGUAGGCCAUGUUUAUUGUAGGGUUUUUAAGAUAGGGUUCUUAGCUUAAUAUAAGAACUGUUUCUUAACUUUAACUAAAAAAACUAAAAACCGUUUCUUAAAACUCUUAUUUAAAAGCUGAUUCUUAAUUUUUUAAGUUAAAUGUUAAGAGACGGUUCUUAUAUUACGCUAAGAAUCCCACCAUAAGAACUCUCCAAUAAACAUGCCUUUGGAACUGGAAGAUAAAGGUGUUUGACUUUGUAUUCAACCAUUAAGUUGCUCAAAAAAGUUGGAACUGCGGAACAAAUACACUACACCAAAAAAGGUAAUUCGACCGAGAAAUUUGAAGUUGAGAAACACAGGUUAAAGAAAAUUACUGUCGAUCUAAAUAUUAAAUAGAGGGACAUCAUGUGAAUUUAUGAUUAAUUGAAAGGAUUCGAGUUGCAAAUGUUUAUAUAUUCUGCUCUUGGAGAGGGUUUUCUUCAACUAGCAUAAAGAAAGCCCGGAAGAGUUGAAGGCCUAAAGCCCAAAACCAGAUUCCAAAACACACAUAAACGGCAAAAGAAAUCAGACCUGCCGGACUCAAACCAACGACCUAAAGAUUACAGCAACUAGUCUUCUGCUCUACCAACUGAGACAAGGUCAGCUUCUGUUGAGAUAUGAUUUUAACAUUCAAAACAUUCAGUGCCUAUAACUGUAUGUGACGGCCAUGUUUGAAUAUUGCAACACUGAGUGAACAAAAACUUCAUCUCAACAAUAACAAAACUGAUAAAGAGACCCACAUUCAAACUAUGAAAUUGAGCUUAGCUCAAAGAAUGGACGACAGAGCUAUAAUUUUACACACAGUGCUUCUCAAUAAAGAGUUUUAACAACUUCGUCUGGUUAUCAAAAACAGCACUAGUAGUAUCAAAACAAGAAACAACUUGGACAUUAAAAAAAAA
Brassica rapa (field mustard) is the source of this 9110-nucleotide messenger RNA. RefSeq names its product LEAF RUST 10 DISEASE-RESISTANCE LOCUS RECEPTOR-LIKE PROTEIN KINASE-like 1.4. Gene Ontology annotation, molecular function: polysaccharide binding; ATP binding; protein kinase activity. Gene Ontology annotation, biological process: protein phosphorylation. The record is from RefSeq and is a predicted model, not a curated record. NCBI's taxonomy places the organism in Eukaryota, Viridiplantae, Streptophyta, Magnoliopsida, Brassicales, Brassicaceae.